This is a messenger RNA of Thecamonas trahens ATCC 50062, 1675 nucleotides long. Its product is annotated as GNAT family Acetyltransferase. Gene Ontology annotation, biological process: phosphatidylinositol dephosphorylation. Bases 32 to 1606 code for a protein of 524 amino acids. Gene Ontology annotation, molecular function: acyltransferase activity, transferring groups other than amino-acyl groups; inositol-polyphosphate 5-phosphatase activity. The transcript is spliced from 2 exons. The record is from RefSeq and is a predicted model, not a curated record. Lineage: Eukaryota; Apusomonadida; Apusomonadidae.
AAACUGCUGGCAGCGAAAGGUGAGACUGGGGAUGGCGGCAGGUCAUAUGGAAGGAGUGGAGCACGGCGCAGAGGUGGAAGCGGGGCUCUCUGGGCUGCCGAGCCUCGCUAGCGGUGUAGGGAGCAAGGUGAGGGUGAGCAUGGUGACGGCCAACGUGGACACACUGUUUGCAGCGCCGCCGGACGAGGAUCCGAUGGAGACGUGGGCAAACGGGGUGCUUGGCCUGGUUCCACCGCGAAGCAGCGAGGAUAGCGGCGACGGGCUGCGGCAGUGGAGCGUGGUGCAUCUGCAGGAGCUCGCGCCCAAGCGGUCGAUGAUGUCGUUGCGAAUGAUUGCGCGUGCGCUGGCUGUGGCAGCGCGUGCGCGCGGGCUUGUCCCAUCGGCGCUCUUCUACGACGAUGGGCGGGGAGGAAGCAGCGUGCCGUCGGGGCUGGGCGUGAUGGUGGCAGCGUCGCCAGAGCUCGUAGAGGUGGCACGGCAUCGGGCGUGGCUCCCGUUCGUAACGGUCAACGUUCACCUCCCGCACGAUGCCGACAACCGGGUGGCCCUGCUCGGCGAGGCGCCGUCGCCGUAUGCCGAGGUGCGGCGGGCGGCGAUGGAGGACAUGCUCGCGAUGGUGAGCGAGACGGUGGGCAGCUGCGCUGAUCCGCUUGUUUUGGUUGCCGGCGACACCAAUGUGCGGCUUGAUGGGCGGGCGGCGCUCGAGUGGGCGCUCGGCAGCGAGGGCGACGUGGAGGCCAAGGCGGUCUCGCUCCCAGCCGAGGGCCUGGCCAAGUUUGCCGACAGUGCGAGUGCAUGCGAGGUGCUGGCGCAGUACGAGUCAGAGAUUACGACAAGCAGACUUCGGGAUGUGGCGCCUGUCCAGUUUCCGGCAACGUACCGGCUGGUGCCGCGGGCUGGUGGCUCGCUGGCGAGCAUGAUUGGAGAGAAGAAGGAGCGGACGUUUUCGCGCAAGCGGCUGCCCGCGUGGCCCGACCGAGUGCUGUACGCGGCGAGCUGGCGGACGCUAGUGGCAGACAGCUACGAGUCUGUCGAUCUCGGAUGCGAUCACGCAGCCGUAGGUGCGUCUGGGACUGUGCGAUCGGGCAAGGCAGCGGGCACUGCAGAGCUGGACGAUGUUGUGCUGACCACGAUUGUGCCUGGGAGCAAACUGUAUCCCGGCGAGGAGCACUUGCGAUUCAAGGUCCUCCUCGAACCUGUGGGCAUCGCCUCAUGGUCGCAGUUUGACGACGAGUCGGUGCACAUCGUGGCGUUGAGGGAGGUGAGCGCAGCGGACGACGUGGCGGAGAGCGAUGCCACUAUUGGGAGGGUGGUGCUGUCGGAGGAGCGGGUAGCCCACGUCCUCGGUGUGGUCAUGUACCAUGUGGGCGAGCAGCGGUUGAUGCAGAUGUGUGUGGCGAGCUCGCUGCAGCGGAAAGGGCUCGGCCGCGAGCUCGUGUCCGCGCUGGAGGCGUAUCUCACGCACUACGCUGGGCGCGGGACGUACAUCACCUUGCAUGCGCGGCAGGUGGCGGCAGGCUUUUAUGAGAAGCUCGGCUACAGUGUUCACGGCGAGCCGUUUGAGGAGGUCGGCGUCCCGCACUUUCACAUGCACAAGACGCUCUGAGCAGGAGAUGAGCUAGAAGACAGCCUCGGGGUCUUCUUCAUCGUCGACAAUAAAGUUGUUGUCAUCCUC